CAGAGAGGCACCAAGACGCUGCCCAGCCCAAGCGUCGCCUCGACUCCCGAAGGGCUCUAGCUUACCGCACCUCCACUCCGAGACAUCCCGGCCAGGUGAGCCUGCGAUCUCUGCUCAGUGAGACGUCAUGGGCUUCCGGAAGUUCUCCCCCCUCCUGGCUCUCAGCAUCUUAGUUCUGUACCUCUCAGGCAGCCUGCUUGCAGUGCCGUUCAGGCCAGACUUGGAGAGCAGCCCAGACCUGGCCACACUCAGUGAGGAGGAAGCGCGCCUCCUGCUGGCCGCACUGGUGCAGGAUUAUGUGCAGAUGAAGGCCGGUGAGCUGGAGCAGGAGCCGGAAACAGAAAGCUCCAGCCUGGACAGCCCCAGAUCUAAGCGAUGUGGUAAUCUGAGUACCUGCAUGCUGGGCACCUACACACAGGACCUCAACAAGUUUCACACAUUCCCCCAAACUGCAAUUGGGGCUGGAGCACCCGGCAAGAAAAGGGAUAUGGCCAAAGACUUUGAGAAAAACCAGCACCCUCUUGUUGGCAUGCCUCAGGAUGCCAACUAAACUCUGUCUCUCUGAUUGCUUUUCUUGCUUUCUGCCUAUAACUUAAUGCAUGUGGUUCUUCUCUGGUUGUUCUUUGGGCAGUUUUGGUGGCUUUCCUGUGGUAGAGAAUGUCUGGAACCUCAGAUGGGCAAAGAGAGAGGGGAGGACUCAGGGGCCAGAAGAGCAUCAUCCAGGAAGAUGUAAGAGAGCAAAGGCAGCCCUUCUGAGGUCCCUGAGGGUUCCUUAGCUGAGCUUCUCAGUCCUGCUUCUGACUGUGCUGGUCAUUUGGGGAAUAAAAUUAUUUUUCCAAAAAGA
This is a messenger RNA of Chinchilla lanigera (long-tailed chinchilla), 844 nucleotides long. RefSeq names its product calcitonin. Gene Ontology annotation, cellular component: extracellular region. The coding region runs from base 128 to 550 and encodes 140 amino acids. NCBI's taxonomy places the organism in Eukaryota, Metazoa, Chordata, Mammalia, Rodentia, Chinchillidae. Gene Ontology annotation, molecular function: calcitonin receptor binding; hormone activity. The transcript has 4 exons. The record is from RefSeq and is a predicted model, not a curated record.